GCUCGGGCUAGCGGCGGGCGGCGCGGAUGGCGGGCGGCGCGGGCUGGGCGGGCGCGCCCGCGGCUCUGCUGCGCUCGGUGCGCCGCCUGCGCCAGGUGUUCGAGGUGUGCGGCCGCGACCCCGACGGCUUCCUGCGCGUGGAGCGCGUGGCGGCGCUCGGCCUGCGCUUCGGCCAGGGCGAGGAGGUGGAAAAACUUGUGAAAUAUUUGGAUCCCAACGACCUGGGGAGAAUCAAUUUCAAGGACUUUUGCCGGGGAGUGUUCGCCAUGAAAGGCUGUGAGGAGCUGCUGAAGGACGUGCUGUCCAUGGAGAGUGUAGGGACGCUGCCCUGCGCCCCGGAGAUCCCAGACUGUGUGGAGCAGGGCAGCGAGGUGCCAGGCCCCACCUUUGCUGAUGGCGAGGUCCUCCCCAGGGAGCCCGGCUUCUUUCCUGAGGAUGAGGAGGAGGCUAUGACACUGGCCCCGCCCGAGGGCCCCCCCGAGUCAGACAUGGACAGCCCCAUGGAGAGCACCCAGAGCCUGGAGGGGCCUGUCGGGAGCCCUGCCGAGGAGAAGGACGGGGGUCUCGGGGGCCUGCUCCUGCCUGAGGACAAGUCCCUGGGCCACACUCCAUCCAUGACGACUUCAGACCUCUCCACACACUCCACCACCUCGCUCAUCAGCAACGAGGAGCAGUUUGAAGACUACGGGGAGGGAGACGAUGUGGACUGUGCUCCCAGCAGCCCCUGCCCCGACGACGAGACCAGGACCAACGUCUACUCGGACCUGGGGUCUUCAGUGUCUUCCAGUGCAGGGCAGACACCCCGGAAAAUGCGGCACGCGUACAACAGUGACUUGCUGGAUGUCUACUGCUCUCAGUGCUGCAAGAAAAUCAACCUUCUGAAUGACUUGGAAGCCCGACUGAAAAACCUGAAGGCCAACAGCCCCAACCGAAAGAUCUCCAGCACGGCUUUUGGACGGCAGCUCAUGCACAGCAGCAACUUCAGCAGCAGCAACGGCAGCACCGAGGACCUGUUCCGGGACAGCAUUGACUCCUGUGACAACGACAUCACAGAGAAGGUGAGCUUCCUGGAAAAAAAGGUGACGGAACUGGAGAAUGACAGCCUGACCAAUGGGGACCUGAAGAGCAAGCUGAAGCAGGAGAACACCCAGCUGGUGCACAGGGUGCACGAGCUGGAGGAGAUGGUGAAGGAUCAGGAGACCACGGCCGAGCAGGCCCUGGAAGAGGAGGCGCGGCGACACCGAGAGGCCUACGGCAAGCUGGAGAGGGAGCGGAGCACGGAGAUCGAGCUGCUGCACACCAGGGUGCAGCAGUUAGAGGAGGAGAACACAGAGCUCAGGACAACAGUGACUCGGCUCAAGUCGCAAACAGAGAAACUGGACGAGGAGCGGCAGCGUAUGUCCGACCGGCUGGAGGACACCAGCCUGCGGCUCAAGGAUGAGAUGGACCUGUACAAGCGCAUGAUGGACAAGCUGCGGCAGAACCGCCUCGAGUUCCAGAAGGAGCGGGAGGCCACGCAGGAGCUCAUCGAGGACUUGCGGAAGGAGCUGGAGCACCUGCAGAUGUACAAGCUGGACUGCGAGCGGCCAGGCAGGGGCCGCAGCGCAUCCUCCGGCCUGGGCGAGUUCAGCGCCAGGGCCCGCGAGGUGGAGCUGGAGCAUGAGAUCAAGCGACUCAAGCAGGAGAAUCAUAAGCUGAGGGAUCAGAAUGAUGACUUGAAUGGGCAGAUCUUGAGCCUCAGCCUCUACGAAGCAAAGAACCUCUUUGCCACCCAGACCAAAGCACAGUCCUUGGCUUCGGAAAUCGACACGGCCUCGCGCGAUGAGCUCAUGGAAGCCCUCAAGGAGCAGGAGGAGAUCAACUUCCGGCUGCGGCAGUACAUGGACAAGAUCAUCCUCGCCAUCCUGGACCAUAACCCCUCCAUCCUCGAGAUCAAACACUGAGACGGGGGCUGGCUGCAGAGUGGCCUCGGGACCCUGGGACCCCAGGACCAAAGGGCAGGCCCUGCCUGAGGAUGCGGCCCCAGCCGGGUCCCCACACACACUGAAAAUGUAUCUCUGGCCACCGUGUAAUGUGUACUGGUGUGGACGCUGAGCACACAGCGAGGGGUGAGCGUGGGGCCGUGGCUGGGGUUGACUCGGCGCCGUUAGCUGUCCAUGCACUUUGUGGUCCCUUUGCAGGGGCAGAGCGUCCUGGAGGUUGCGGAGGGCAAGGUCUGCAAUCAGGAGUGACUGUAAUAACAGGAACUGGAAGCUUGUGUUGCAGAUACUGGAUAAAAUGAUUCUACCUCUGGGGUGAGGAUUAAAUACUCUAGGGAGACAGCUCCUUCUCCCACCCAUGCCUUCUGGGAGCAGGAGCAAAGCUAUGACCUUUCCUGGGAGUUCAACUGUCCAACAGCGGUGUCCUCGCCAGCCUCUGUAGCCACCUUUGAAGUCCAGGUGCUGGAGCUCAGAGAGGAGGAAGUGGUGUUUAGGGGGACGUGAGGAGGGGCCCCCACCAGCCCCCUCCCCAGCCGGCAGCCCCUGCGAUGCUUGUGCACCGUGUGUCCAAAGGACUCGGGCUUGCUGCCGAGCCACCUUCAUUCUGAGAAGCCUCGUGUUUUUAGCGCCCUCCGUGCCCCUCCCAUCGCUGCUGACCUACCUCUCCCUUCCUGUUUUGUUUUGUUUUUGAGACCAUGAAAAAUAAGCAGCGUUCACUUGGCUGUAACGUGCAGGGAUUAAAGGAAGGAGAAGGAGGCUGAGGGACGGGGGUGUUUCAGACAGGUGUUGUCAUCGGGCAACCAAAGACAUGGUUUUCGGGGAGGAGCACGCUCGCCUCCCCACCAGGUUCCUUCCGCCGGCUGCAUCUGGAAAGAGAAGCCAGGAUGGACCGUCGGCCGCUUCUGGGCCUGGCAGUGGGCCUUGCUCACCACCCUGCGUUCUGCGCAGCCUGGUGACAGCAGCCGCGGGCGCAGGUGUUCAGAGCCAGGCCUCUGGGCUGGGCUCAGCUGGGCAGGGAGACCCCGGCAUCCCCACUUUUAGGAACACACCUGCGUUCGGUCCUCAGCCCACGGGAGACGAAUGCUGUCCUGGUGGGAGACACAGUUGGGGAAGUUUCAGGGAAACCUUAGUCGUCCGUCCUCGGGGCACGUGUGGGAGUUCACACACAUUUUCAAUGUGAUCUUUUGUUCCCGGCAGCUGGGAGUAGAUAGGGUACUUUUCCUUUGAGUUUUCCCAGUGGUUCUCCAUUUUAUGUGGCCGAUUCGUUUCCCCAUCCAAAUACAUAAACACGGAUGGUCUUCAUUUCCCCCCUGAAGUUUGCUUUCGUUAGCACUUCUAGGGUACAGGGAAAGUUUGGGCAUGUUGUGGAGGGAGUGGAGGGGAGUAUGCCGGGAAGGUAGGGUAGUGGCGGGUGAAGAGGGCCCCUGGGGGCUUGGGGGUUCCCUGCUCACAGAGGUAGGCUGCGGCCACGACCCACCUUCUUUCCAGUCCUGUCAGCUUUUGCUUUGGUUGGAUUGUGUGAUUUCUUUUCAAGAAUAUGUGGGGUUUGUUUCAGGCGGCAAAUAACGGGGCUGCGUUGGCUUGAUGUAGGCGUUUGGGGCCCCCCACACCAGGAAAACCAGGGCUGGAGUCCGUCCUCCGGAGCUUCUCAACCCCUUGGGACACUGGUCUCCUCGGGCUCCACCGAGGGUCUGAGACGUGGCUCUGAGAAGUGGCGUGGAAGGAAAGCAUAGGGAGCCGGUCUCUCGAGAAUUUGCUAAUAGGACGGAGCCCCAGGAAUGAAAGGAAAGGAAAGAUAAUCUUGACCUGGCUUUGGUCUGGGUUUUACUUGGGAAGGAGUCCCGCAGAGAUGUUGGGGGCUUGCCCCAGGGAUGAGCAUUUUAUGUGUAAAACUGUACAAGCUCUUUAGCUGCAGGGAGGUGGGAGGCGGCCCCUGCCCGAGUUGCAGUCACAGUGUGGGAAGGGAGUUCUGCCUUGGGGAAAGGGGCGGGAAAAGCGGUCAGCCCGCAGCGUUCUGCGCCUCCUCCUGCAGGGGGCGCCACAGGGACACUCCCCGAGGAAGCCCCGCGUCUGAAAGGCCCUCAGGACCUGGUGCAGGGCGUGGGGCCUCUGGACGAGGGCGGACUUUAACACGAGGCUGAAGUCCAUGUAACACACACCUCAAGUUACACCCAGCCUCUGACAUCAGCCAGAAUACCUCUUAUGAAACCUCGUCUGUCCAAUUGGCUUUUUCAGAUAACACUUUAGAAAAGCUCUUCUGUGCUUGAAAGCUAGCCUGAGAAGGGCGGGGGCCUCGGGGUCCCAGCCCCCCAACCCCGGCAGGUCCCAGAGCUGCACUGACUCUGGGUCUGCCCCAUUCCUGUGUUUCCUCCCCCCUCGUGUGUUCUCAGGUUGAGGGUCCUGCCCGGCUCGCUCAGUACUGGUGAACAGUGUCCAGGAUGCCCAGUGAAAUUUGAAUUUCAGGUAAACGACCUAAUUUUUAGUAGAAGUAUAUUCCACGCAAUCGUUGGCACAUAAUUAAAAUGGAGAGAUUUUUGAAAUUCUGAUCACAGGCCCAAAUCCCCAGAGGUUCUGAUUUCAUGGGUGUGGGUGUGGCUCAGGCUUCGGACGUUUGAAAUGCCCCAGGUGAUUGUGAUUUGCCUGGGUGGCCUGUGUGGGUUUUGGUUUUGGUUCUUGCUAAACCCAGGUAGGAACCAGCACUACCUAGAGCAGCGGUCACCAACCUUUCGGACCUCACGGACCACCAGUGUCCGCGGACAACUGGCUGGUGACCGCUGCCCUACAGGGGCUCCUGCAGAGACGCCCACUUCAUAUGACACGGGCCUGUCCUUGCACUCAACUCAAAGCCAGACAGAACUCACGGAACUGGCACGUUAGUUUUAUCUACAGAAUCUAAGAGAACAGAAGCCCCUUCUAUUAGAUUCUGUGGGAAGAUAUAAGAAAUAAAGUUCUAGUACGAAAAUAUUUUUUUUAACUUUGACGUGGCCAGAGUUAGACAAGAUGUUUUAUUUUAAAUGUGUUAGAUCCUUGCCGAAUUGUAAGAGGGACCUUUCUUUAGCUUGACUUGACUUCUGACCUGUUAAAAACACAAAGCCCGAGGCGAGAACCUUCCCAGGCCCUUUAUUUUUAAAUAUAUUUUAUUGAUUUUUUACAGAGAGGAAGGGAGAGAGACAGAGAGUUGGAAACAUCGAUGAGAGAGAAACAUCGAUCAGCCGCCUCCUGCGCAUCCCCCACUGGGGAUGUGCCCGCAACCCAGGUACAUGCCCCUGACCGGAAUCGAACCUGGGACCUUUCAGUCCGCAGGCUGAUGCUCUAUCCACUGAGCCAAACCGGUUUCGGCCCUAAAAGCUAAUUUUAGAUGUGAUUGGAAACAGGAAGUUUUUGGACGGUCACCAUUCCAAGGAAAUGACUUUGUUGUCCCUGCAGAUCUGCAGUGACUCUUUAAAGGCCUGAGGUGGGUGUUAGAUUGAGGAGAGGGCCAUCCCCUGCUGUCAUCUCCAGCCUUUCUUCCUUUGGGACUAGGCAGCCCCUCUAGGGCUGUGAUUCAGGCUGCGAGACAGGCAUGCUGCUGCGGGGCCUCAGGCUAGGGGGCCAGGCCCUCCCUUCCCUGACCCUGGGACCUCUGGGUCCUGCCUGCCUGCUCUGUGUGUGCAUGAGAGGGCGGGGGCCGGGGGAGCAGGGCCACGGCUGCCCACCUGCAUGGCAGGGCAACUCCAAGGCUGCCCACCUGGGAAAAGAGACCACUUUCUAGAAAGUUGUUUCUAAAAGCGUAAACCCUGGUGAAGUCGAUGCGCCAUGAUUUUGUUGCUCCGACCUUGUGCUUCUCUUCCCAUUGUGACUGUAACGGGGGGAUGUCUCCCCCAGCCCCCCAGGAGGGGUGGCUGGGAGUGGCACCCCCGCAGGAUCUAAGUGCUGUUGUCCCAGGAGCCCAAGCCUCCUGCCGGGACCCGCUGUUCUGUGCUGCCCAGGCUGCGUUUUGUCUGCAUGGUUUGGGGUCAUUGUCCUUGUGCCUUUUUCUUCCCCGUCACCCCUGUACAGGACUUUCCACGUUGCCACUGCCCCCUUUUCUACAUCCUCUCGUUGCCCCUGGCCCUUCCCGAGCCUGUAAAUGUGUACAUAGUGUUGCACUUCGUGUCCGCGUGCCUCCACCACGUGCGGCCUGCUCCCCGUGUCCCAGCUCGCCCGCCGCAGGGACCAGGCUCCACUGCCCCUUCGUCACUCAGCCGUGCAGACGUGGUCACUUGUACAGAAUUUUCCAUGGUGGUCUUAAGCUUGGGGGGCUCGGGCCCACUUAGUCCCUCGUCUAGCCUGCUGCUAGUGUAGAAGCCUCGCACACCAGAAAGGGUGACUUUGUGUAAACUUCUCCCACAAACCUCUCCUGCGUUGGCGUCAAUAUUUAUAAAGUAGAGCGCACCUUCCCAGCCUGGGGCUUCAGCCCGGCAGGGAUGCUCUGGGUCUGCCAGCUCCGUGGGCCCCUCAGAGAUGCACCUCCCGCCCCCGGGGAAGCCGCUGCCAUCUGGUGUCUAGAACAGCUGCGGACAGGGGGGCAGAAGGAAGAGGCUUCUCGCUGCUGCCCUGCCUGCCGUUAACAACUGCCAAGCUCUCCCUCAUCUGCUGAAGGUGCUCAGACCCGGGUGCCAUUAAAUCCCGAACUGACGUCGGGACCGAGGUCAGACCAGGCGUGGCUGCAGACUCCCUCACAGCCGGCUGGCUCCCUUCACCCCACUCUCUCGGCUGGGCCUCCUGGGGGAAAGGGGGCGGGGAGUUCCAAUGGAAUGAGUUGCACGUGUGGCCUCAGGUCCAAGGGUUGGUUGAUGGCUUUGACUCUGGGUUCCACCUGAGUCUGUAGCCCCAGGAGCCUCCAUCUGGAAGCGGGCUUAGCUCUCAGCCCUCGGGCUCAGUGAGACCCCCGCCUCCAGGCCCCAGGGUGGGGAGAGUGGGGUGAGGCCCCAAGGCAGUGAGCCAGGGUCCCGAGCGCUCCACCCCCAGCCUGCUUCCAGCCAGAAAGAAGCAGGCUCUCAGAGGUGGGCUCCCUCGGGAACUAAUGUACAGACUGAGGUGUAAAUAAACAGUUUGCUUUUCUUGCCUGA
Messenger RNA from Myotis myotis, 7069 nucleotides. RefSeq names its product RAB11 family interacting protein 4 (gene RAB11FIP4). NCBI's taxonomy places the organism in Eukaryota, Metazoa, Chordata, Mammalia, Chiroptera, Vespertilionidae. The record is from RefSeq and is a predicted model, not a curated record. Gene Ontology annotation, cellular component: cleavage furrow; recycling endosome membrane; endocytic vesicle. Gene Ontology annotation, biological process: endocytic recycling; regulation of cytokinesis. Bases 27 to 1943 code for a protein of 638 amino acids. The transcript is spliced from 15 exons. Gene Ontology annotation, molecular function: calcium ion binding.